This is a messenger RNA of Cucurbita maxima (winter squash), 812 nucleotides long. RefSeq names its product cytokinin riboside 5'-monophosphate phosphoribohydrolase LOG1-like. NCBI's taxonomy places the organism in Eukaryota, Viridiplantae, Streptophyta, Magnoliopsida, Cucurbitales, Cucurbitaceae. Gene Ontology annotation, cellular component: cytosol; nucleus. The record is from RefSeq and is a predicted model, not a curated record. The transcript has 7 exons. Gene Ontology annotation, molecular function: hydrolase activity, hydrolyzing N-glycosyl compounds. Bases 133 to 810 code for a protein of 225 amino acids. Gene Ontology annotation, biological process: cytokinin biosynthetic process.
UUUGGACCUUCCUUCUUUUGGUAUCCCCUUUUCUUUCCCUCUUUGCAGCCUAAGCUACCAAUUCCAUUCUUCUCUCCUUCAAAAUUCUGUCUUUGGGUCAUCUUAUUUUGCCUAACCAAACAAGGAUAUAUUAUGGGCGAUGAUGGGGAGAUUACACACAAUCAACCCAUAAUCUCAAGGUUUAAAAGGGUCUGUGUUUUUUGUGGGAGUAGUGCUGGCAAGAGAAAUUGCUACCGUGAAGCCGCCGUUGAGCUCGCCGGAGAAUUGGUCUCAAGGAGAUUAGACCUUGUUUAUGGUGGAGGAAGUAUUGGCUUAAUGGGACUUGUCUCUCAAGAGGUUCACAACGGAGGUGGACAUGUGAUAGGAAUAAUCCCGAAAACAUUGAUGCGUAAAGAGAUUACUGGGGAAACAGUUGGGGAGGUCCGACCAGUUGCCGACAUGCAUCAAAGGAAAGCGGAGAUGGCCCGCCACUCUGACUGUUUCAUUGCCCUCCCAGGUGGAUAUGGAACAUUGGAAGAGCUCCUCGAAGUCAUAACGUGGGCCCAGCUCGGUAUCCACGACAAACCGGUGGGUUUGCUUAACGUUCAUGGUUAUUACAACUCGCUUCUCUCCUUCAUCGACAAGGCUGUGGAUGACGGCUUUAUCAUGCCAUCUCAACGUAGUAUCAUCGUCUCUGCCCCUAACGCUAAGGAGCUUGUUCAAAAGCUCGAGGAAUACGUGCCCGAUCAUGACGGCGUCAUGGCAAAGGUCAAAUGGGAAGAUGAACAGAUGGAGCUGAACGUCAGUUUGCAGACAGAAUUCUACCGGUGAAA